UCUAUCUUAAUAUAAAUUCUUCUCCUUCUUCCCCAUCUCGCCGCCUCUCCUAUACGUUUUGAACCAAAAACAAAUCCGAAGAUAGUCAGGGAACCCAAAAGGCCAAAUCUCCUCCGUAAAGUUUGGCCUUUGGGCAUAUUUUCUUCCCCAUUUGCUUCAAAUACGUUGCUUUCUCCUCUGCACUUCACCGUCUCACCGCUUUAGAUUCUCCUAUUUUCACGGCAAUGGUGUUCUGGGUUUUUGGCUAUGGGUCAUUGGUUUGGAACCCAGGAUUUGAAUAUGAUGAGAAAAUCAUAGGCUUCAUCAAGGAUUACAGGCGUGUUUUUGAUCUGGCCUGCAUUGAUCACAGAGGUACGCCUGAACUGCCAGCUAGAACCUGCACUUUGGAAGAGUAUGAAGGAGCUAUAUGCUGGGGUGCUGCUUAUUGCGUUCGAGGAGGCCCUGAAAAGGAAAAACUUGCCAUGGAGUAUUUGGAGCGGAGAGAAUGUGAAUAUGAUCAGAAGACCCUUGUAGACUUUUACAAGGAAGAAGAUCCUUUACAGCCUGCUCUAACUGGAGUUAUAGUUUUCACAUCUACCGCUGACAAAGUAUCAAACAAGUACUACCUGGGGCCUGCUCCGUUGGAGGAAAUGGCUAGGCAAAUUGCAACAGCUUUUGGACCUUGUGGGAACAAUAGAGACUAUCUCUUCCUGCUGGAAAAGGCUAUGUUUGAUAUCGGUCAUGAGGAUGAUUAUGUUAUAGAGUUGGCCAAUGAAGUGAGAAAAGUGCUUGGAAUUGUUGAACGAGAGAUUCUCAGGGAGAAAAAGUUAAGUGGGUCAACCCACAUUGCUCUGAAAAAAUCCCAUAUUCCAGCCCUGCAACUCCAUCGUCUCCCGGAAGCCAUUGCCACAGAUUUGUAGGCGUACAAGCUUGACACUUGAGGAGAAAGGAAAGGACAACACACAAAGCUUAGCUUAGCAUAGCUAACCCAAUAAAAUUACUCUUCUUUUCUUAGAUGUCAUGUCGGUUUGUUCAUUUAUCUGAGUACUGUGUUAUUAGGAGGCUUAUGAUCCAUCUGAUGCAAUUGAUACACAAACUCCAUUUUAACUUAGAUUUGAGGCUGCUUAGAACAAGAGUGGUUUGGAAUUGAGAGGAAGUGCUAACAAGAGUCUAGUGCAAUACACAAUACAAAAUAUAUGUAAGAAAGUGAGGUUGAUUUUCAAUUUCCAGCCAAGAGGAGAAUUUUUAAUUGGCAU
This is a messenger RNA of Mangifera indica (mango), 1235 nucleotides long. RefSeq names its product gamma-glutamylcyclotransferase 2-2-like. The record is from RefSeq and is a predicted model, not a curated record. The transcript is spliced from 8 exons. Gene Ontology annotation, cellular component: cytoplasm. Bases 225 to 899 code for a protein of 224 amino acids. Gene Ontology annotation, molecular function: glutathione specific gamma-glutamylcyclotransferase activity; gamma-glutamylcyclotransferase activity. Gene Ontology annotation, biological process: glutathione catabolic process. NCBI's taxonomy places the organism in Eukaryota, Viridiplantae, Streptophyta, Magnoliopsida, Sapindales, Anacardiaceae.